Molecule: messenger RNA, 1938 nt
Organism: Helobdella robusta
Lineage: Eukaryota; Metazoa; Annelida; Clitellata; Rhynchobdellida; Glossiphoniidae
Exons: 4
Coding region: 1-1938 (645 amino acids)
Source: RefSeq, a predicted model, not a curated record
AUGGCUUCUAAUUCAAACUGUGGUGCUCUUACAACACGCAGCAUGACUAACAUAUGGCUGAUUGGACAGUUACAAAGUGAACUUCCAGUAAAUGUAUUGCCUACAACAGGUGAUGUCCUGAGAAUGUUUUUUUAUUAUCAUCAAGUAGAAAAGAAAACUGUGCCUGAAAGUGCAAAACUGUCGUCAGAUAAGGUCAUGGACAUGUGGAACAAGGCUAGAAUACCAACAACCUACCAUACUCAUGUUGUAGAAAAAGUAAAGUCGGUAGUUGAUGACUACAAGCUAAUAAAAAAGAACAAAAACAGACAAAGUGAAGCACAACGAGCACGAGAGAAGGAAUUUGAAGAAAAGGAGCACAUGCUGUUUGAUAUUGCUCACCAACACGCCAUGCAGCUCAUCCGAAUUCAGGAAGAUAUAGAAUUUCUUGAAGACCAGAGGAGCAGUCGACGAAUGCAAAUGAGUGGCAUUGAUAAAGACCUGACCAAGAAAGAAGAGCGCACAGAACAACGUAAAUGCAAAGAAGAAGAGAGAAAAGAGCGAGAGCAGGAGCGGAUGACAGAAAGUACCUCACUACAUUUAUCUAGUUCUGAUGACAGUGAUAGUGAACAGCAGGACACCGAGGACAACUAUGAAAUUGAAAUUCCAGUGUACUACAAAAAGCAGAUCAGUGAAGUAGAAGACAGUCUGUCAAGCAGUGCCAGCAAAAAAACACAAACUGUGCAGGAUAUGUUGUCGUCGCCAGAUGUUGCUUCAGCGCUGGAUAGAAUAAACCUAACUGAUAGACUGGCUGUUGUUGUGACUGGCUGUAAUGUGGAGAAAAUCUUAGGAAUUGUUAAAAUUGCAUCAAGCACGGGACAAGCACAGGCCAAUGCAACUUUUCAGUUGCUCAAAUUAUGGGACGUUAGUGAAGACAUUAUAGGCAUGUGCUUUGAUACUACUGCUGCCAAUACUGGGACGUCAAGUGGAGCAUUUCUGUUUGGUCCAAGCCGUGGCCCCAACAUUGGAAUGUUUGAAAGAUUUCGAGCCUACUGGCCAAAUAUAAAUCAGUCAAACCACAAGCCACUUGAUGAUGACAGGAUGAACCACUCAUUGCUACAGAUGAUGCGGUCUGACAUAGUACCAUCUUUGACAUGUUUUCUUUCAGCUGACAGCUCAUACAUCCCACGAGAGGAUUACAAGGAGUUGGUUGAACUCUGUCUCUUAGUGCUGGGUUAUCCAAUGCAGACUGAUGGCAAGUACCAUUUCCGUGUUCCUGGAGCAUAUCACAUGGCCAGAUGGAUGGCCAAAGUGAUCUACUGUCUCAAAAUGUAUUUGUUCUGCAAUGAAUUCAAGCUAACAGCAACUGAAACAAAAAGUUUUACUGAAUUCUGCCUAUUUGCAACCCAUAUAUAUGUGCCAGCAUGGAUGUUGUGCCCAAUACCCAGUGAUGCACCAUUGAAGAAUCAUCUGUGGUAUCUCGGUACAGAAAUGGUUUGGCUGUCAUUGUUCUCAAAUAAGGUUGCAAAUGCUGAGAAGCAGUUGAUUGUGGAAGCAAUGACUGCAGUAGAUUCUGACUGGAGUGUGCGAGGUGUCAAAUAUCCUGCAACUGAACUGGAACAGGUGAAAAGCAAACCACUGCAUGAUCUGGUACCAGGUACAUCUCGUGCUGCAUUGUUAUCACUUGGAAUGGAUGUUGCUAUCUUGCGUGAAACUGAACCAGACUCAUGGAAUGAUCUUUCUUUAUUUCAAAAAGUAGCAAAUGUUGUGAAGUCACUUAAGGUCGUUAAUGACACUGCAGAACGCACUGUGGCACUCAUGACAAAUUUUAACCAGUCUAUAACCAAAAAUGAAACAGAACUGCAAAAACUGAUACAGGUGGUGGAGGACAAUCGAACACGUAUUCCGGACCUCACUAAGCGCACAUUAGCCAGUGCUCAAGCAGCUGCUGCUAUGUUUUGA